Molecule: messenger RNA, 1762 nt
Organism: Physcomitrium patens
Lineage: Eukaryota; Viridiplantae; Streptophyta; Bryopsida; Funariales; Funariaceae
Product: KRR1 small subunit processome component
Cellular component (GO): nucleolus; small-subunit processome
Molecular function (GO): RNA binding
Source: RefSeq, a predicted model, not a curated record
UGAGGGAGAGUUAAACUUUGUAACUGUGUUUUUAGGGUUUGGAGGUUUCCAGAACAAUGCAGUGCUGCGACUCAGGCUCUUCUUUCUUUGUAGUUCGCAGACCCCGCUAACUUCUUUUGAGCUUGCACAGUUCUUUACUUCUAGCCUCUAGUGGAUUGGAUUGGUAUACUUAUCAGGAGCAAGGAUCAACUGAGGGUAUGGAUUCCCUCGAGAGGGACGAGGAUACGAAGGAGGUAGCUCCAGAGUUGGAGAUUGAAGUAACCGGGAAGAAGCCAAAGCACAAAGGGAAGCAUGAUAAACCGAAGCCCUGGGAUACGGAUGAUAUUGAGCAUUGGAAGCUCGAGAAAUUUGACCCUUCGUUCAACGAGGGUGGUAUGCUGGAGGAGAGCUCGUUCGCUACCUUAUUUCCAGCGUAUAGAGAAAAGUACUUGCGAGAAACAUGGCCAGUGAUCACGCAGGCGCUAAAGGAGCACGGAAUCAAAGCCGUACUAGACUUGGUGAAAGGAUCUAUGACUGUAUCAACAACGAGGAAGACGCGAGACCCCUAUAUUAUCAUGAAGGCUCGUGAUCUCAUGAAGCUUUUGUCUAGGAGUGUCCCAGCACCUCAGGCACUCAAAAUUUUGGAGGACGAUAUGCAAUGUGACAUUAUUAAAAUAGGCAAUCUUAUUCGUAAUAAGGAAAGGUUUGUAAAGAGGAGGCAACGGCUGUUGGGUCCCAAUGGUGCUACAUUGAAGGCUCUCGAACUUCUAACAGGCUGCUACGUCCUUGUUCAGGGUUCCACAGUCUCUGCAAUGGGACCUUGGAAGGGCCUUAAGGCCGUACGUCGAGUUGUUGAAGACUGCAUCAAAAAUGUGCAUCCCAUAUACCACAUCAAGGCUUUGAUGAUUAAGCGAGAGCUUGCGAAGGACCCCGAGCUCAAGGAUCAAAAUUGGGAUAGAUUUUUACCAAAAUUCAAGAAGAAGAAUGUCAAAGCCAAGAAGGUCAGCAAGGAUAAGGAAAAGAAGGACUAUACACCUUUCCCACCUCCCCAACAACCCAGCAAGGUCGACUUGCAAUUGGAGAGUGGAGAGUAUUUUCUCAGUGCUGAAAUGAAGGCAGCUAAAAAAUGGGAAGCCAAAAAGGAGAAACAGAGUGAAAAGGCUGUCGAAAACAAGCGCAAGCGUGAGGCUGCAUUUAUAGCUCCUAAGGAAGAAAAGAGAACUGCAGAGAAUUCCUCGAAGGCAGAUCGAUCUAGUCAGAAUGAUGUCGCCGCUAUGGCCGCGUCACUCAAGAGCAAGAUGAAAAACACCUCAGAAACUACAGGAAACCAAGCGAAAGGAAUUGAAGCUUAUUUGGCAACACCCUCAUCAUCGAAAAAGCAAAAGGUUGCAAACGGUGAGCAAAGUGGUGAGAAGAAGAAAAAGUCCAAGAAAUCAGCUGAGAUUAAAUCUGAAUUUUGAAGUAGAUUAAAUCUAGUAUAGCAGAGAUGGAUGGGAGAAAUUGGGAAAAAAAAAUGUCUUUCAGACUGAUGAGUGUAGUUUUGCUAUUUAGUUUACUGGUUGAAAUUGCAAGUUUCUGUCGCAACAUUUGACGAAAAUUGGCACAAUGGGCUCAUGUGCGUUUGCGCAACAGAUCUAUCUGCUUACCUGAUCCGUUGGCUCUUUCUGAUUACAAAACCUGCAAAUGCUUGUAAAAGUGUUCCCACUGUUUUGAGGAUAUGAUGUGGGCACCAAUCCUAUUGGAUGUAACCUAAUAGAAAAUUGAUUCGAGCUUUUCCGUUGAA